AUGAGCUGCACAAGCACCAGGGUAGAGGAUGCAAUGGACAAGGUGAAAGGAGGGAUGAGUGACUUGGAUGUGAAAAUGGAGGACCUCAGGGCAGCUCUGGAGCAGGAGAUUGAAGAUAUCAACAGGGGGAGGGAAAAGCUCGAGCAGGACAGACUGCGGUUCGCUGAGGAGUCGAAACGAAUCCACAAGGUCAUGAAUGAGUCUGAACAAGUGAGACUCAAUGUGGGUGGCAAGCAAUUCACAACAACGUUGACAACCCUCCGAAACGCCCCAUCGCCAUCUCUCUUCAAUGCCAUGUUCAGUGGAAGACAUGAUCUCAAGCCCGACAAGAACGGAUGCUACUUCAUUGACAGGGAUGGAAGGCAUUUUCAUGACAUUUUAAACUAUUUGCGCGACGGUUCGUUCUUGUGCCCAAAGGAGACUGUUGACUUCAAAUAUCUCCUGGAGCUCAAGUCAGAGGCAGAGUACUAUGGGCUUUGUGGCUUGGUUGCGAAGAUUGACAGGUAUCCAUACGCCAUGACGCGCGUAGUGCGCGCUGCUCAGCUUAACACAACGGACAGCUGGAUGUAUGAAGAUGGACAAGACGAGAUUGUGUUUUCAGUGGACAGAGAGUGCCAGCUUCUGGGGGCAGGGCUGUGUGGCACGGAGGGAGGUUUUACCGUUGAGCUGGAGCUCCUGGAAGUUGCUCAUGACGACUUCAGCGCAGAGGUCACCAGCAUCACCGAUGUCGCACAGUCUUUUACAAAGGCUGACGGCUCCUUGCUGAGAAUGUUUUUUGAUGGACCGGCCAAGCUACUUCCUGGAAAGUUCUACAUGCUCAGUGCACUGAUAAAGGGCUCUGAGUCGAGCUGCUGCGAGGACUGCAUGGAUUCGGUGGUGGCUUCUGGUGUGAGGGUCACAUUCCAUGUCUGGGAAUCCCCCAAUGGAACGAACGAGCUGCGGGGACAGUUUCCUGAGCUGUAUGUGCGUGUCCUGAAUUGA
Molecule: messenger RNA, 981 nt
Organism: Ostreobium quekettii
Lineage: Eukaryota; Viridiplantae; Chlorophyta; Ulvophyceae; Bryopsidales; Ostreobiaceae
Source: the annotation of a GenBank genome assembly